Amborella trichopoda is the source of this 534-nucleotide messenger RNA. Lineage: Eukaryota; Viridiplantae; Streptophyta; Magnoliopsida; Amborellales; Amborellaceae. The record is from RefSeq and is a predicted model, not a curated record.
AUGACUGUAAUUCUGGUUUAUGUUGAUGAUAUAAUCAUCAUUGGAACUGAUGUUUCCACCAUAGAGUCCAUUAAACAAUUCCUUCAUAACCAGUUCAAACUCAAAGACCUCAGUCCUCUACAAUACUUUUUGGGUCUUGAAGUUGCAAGAUCUAAAAAAGGAAUUUUUUUAUCUCAACAAAAGUACACGCUGGACAUUUUAGAAGAAACCGAACUUCUCGGCACAAAACCCGUAUCUUUCCCUAUGGAGCAAAACCUUAAACUCACUCUUGAUGAUGAGCCUCUCUUCUCCGAUCCUAGUUCUUAUUAUCGACUUGUGGGGAGGCUUAUUUAUCUCACCAUCACUCGACCAGAGAUCACAUUCUCUGUUAAUAUUCUCAGCCAAUUUAUGCGCACACUACACCAAUCGCACAUGGAUGCUGCAUUCCGGGCACUUCAAUACUUAAAGCUCAAUCCUGGCAAAGGCAUCCUCAUGCCAUCGCCCAAUAACCUUCAGUUAUUGACCUUCUCUGAUUUCAAAUUGGGCAUGUCAUGA